AUCUGCUAUACCUAGCUACCAGCUCUGGAUGCACACUCCAUUUAUCUGCAUGGAUAAAUGGGGAUUGUUGGAUUCAAUGCUGUGGAUAUGCUUCGUCUUCCUCUAUCCGAUCACAUUCACACCACCAUCCAUAUCACCCUAGCUUCUUGCUAUCCACCCUCUCCUAGCAUGGCCUCCCAGUGCUAGCUGCUGCUGCUGCUACUUCUUCUGCCGAUUCCACAACAUAUACAGUCUUUCUUAUAUAUAGGGACGAAGGCAUUUCUUGCUCGCUCCGGUCUCGAUUUCGUUCCGAUCGCAAGACAAUAACACAGAAAUCAAGGCCUGUACUGUACAUGCGAGCGAUUUAGAUGCCAAAGGAUGGAGAGCAGCAACCUCGAGGUCUUCCUCCGCGCCGCCACGCCCCACCUGCCAUGGCGCUCGGCCACAAUGGACUGUUUCGAAGGAGGGCCGAGUAGCGUGUGGCAGCUGGACAGGGAGAUCAAGAAGAGCGACGCAGCGGUGGGGUACUUCGCGCUGGCGGACCUGUGGGAGCACUACGCCGAGAGCAGCGCCUACGGACUCGCCGUCCCCGUCCGGCACCACGGCGGCCGGACGGCCGCCGAAAACACCGUCGUCACGCAGCAUUUCGUACCCUACCUCUCAGCAGUCCAGUUAUACACUGCCACGAGGCCCACCGCCAGCCUCGCCAUUCCCAGGAGCACGGGGAGCGAGACGGACUCCUGGAGCGACGACAGCGCCGGCGGCGGCGAGAGGUUCGCCAGGUCCUCCUGGGACGCGGCGUCCGAAGACGACGAUGAUUCGGCAUACUACGUCGCAGCCUCGUCGUACCUGAAUUUCCAGUACAGAGAGUGGGACUCGCCCUACGACAGAGUGCCGCUGGCCGACAAGGUGUCGGAGCUGGCGCACGAGUACCCAUGCUUGAUGUCCCUCAGGAGCGCCGAGCUCUCGCCUUCCAGCUGGAUGUCUGUAGCAUGGUACCCUAUUUAUCACAUCCCUGCCCAUGGGAACAUGAAGGGCAUCUCUACAUGCUUCCUUACCUACCAUUCCAUUUCAUCAGUUUUCCAAGAUAACAUACAGCGCAGCGGACCAGAACGUGACGGUGGCGACACCACCGUCCUCUCGCCGUUCGGGAUGUCAACAUACAGAAUGGAAGGCGACCUGUGGAGGCGGCCAGGAUCCUCGGAUCGCAGGCGGCUAUCUGAACUUCACUGGGCGGCGUCCUCCUGGCUGAAGCAGGUCGGGGCACACCACCCUGACUUUGCCUUCUUCACGUCUCACCACCGAUGACACCGGCACCAAUCUCCAUUGAUUAGUUCGACACGAAGGAAUAUGUUUUGACGGCAUUUCGCUGGACGAUAGUGAGGAGAUGUGUGCUGCAGGAGCUUCAUGUAGGAUUUGCUAGAACAGCGUGCACAUGCACUGAAUUCUUAUUCUCCUCAUUGUGUCUGAACUUUCGAGAGAUACACCAUGCAACUUGUUUACGUGGGAUUAACUGUGCAGAUACAUCAUCCUCUCCUUGCUGUUCCUUGACGGGCAAUGAUGUAGCCGCUACAAGGCAUUUUUGAAGUAAAAUGCAGGUUGUAAAUGCAA
Messenger RNA from Lolium rigidum, 1590 nucleotides. RefSeq lists its product as uncharacterized. The transcript has 7 exons. The record is from RefSeq and is a predicted model, not a curated record. Lineage: Eukaryota; Viridiplantae; Streptophyta; Magnoliopsida; Poales; Poaceae. The coding region runs from base 358 to 1287 and encodes 309 amino acids.